Messenger RNA from Peniophora sp. CBMAI 1063, 1158 nucleotides. The record is from the annotation of a GenBank genome assembly. Lineage: Eukaryota; Fungi; Basidiomycota; Agaricomycetes; Russulales; Peniophoraceae.
AUGGAUACGCUAUCAUGGUCUGCCUUGGUCGACUGGUCAACAGUCCUCGGUCUCGUAUUCGGCGGCUGUUGCAGUAACGCUAUAAGCUUGCAAGAGCUUACAUCCGAGUAUCCUAACGUCGGAUCUUUGAUCACAUUCACGCAAUUUCUUUUGGUCUCUCUGCAUGGCAUCCGGAAGUUCUUGUACUUCGAACGUGGGCCGCUGGGCUUGCCGCUGCCGAAGAUGCGACCUCGACGCGUCCCUUUGACGCCAUACCUCAUUCAAGUCGUCUUGUAUACCGCGAUCUCGUCAUUGAACAAUGCUGCAUUCGCAUAUAAGAUCCCUAUGACUGUACAUAUCAUCUUCCGGAGCGGUGGCCUCGUGAUCAGUCUCAUCAUGGGUUGGCUACUGGCCGGGAAACGGUAUAGCCGUGGUCAAGUCUUUGCGGUGAUCGUAGUCACUGGCGGCGUCAUGCUGACGACGGCGUCAGCGGCAGUCAAGAAGCCUCAACAAUCCGCAUCUGCAUCGGCUGCAGAUGCUGGUCCCCCGCUGAAGACGUACAUGACGGGAGUCGGCAUCUUAACUCUCGCUCUCAUUCUUGGAGGUCUGCUCGGGAUCACGCAAGACCGUACCUACGGCAAAUACGGUGGUGCGAAGAGCAAGGACCCGAACGCGCCGGCAAUCUGGGAGGAAUCCAUGUUCUACAUGCACUUCCUCUCCUUACCAUCGUUUGCAUUCAUGUCGAAAAACAUCUCAUCUCAAGCGACAUCGUUGAUGGCGGCGAGUAAAGCGCACGUCACGCUUCCCAUGCCCAGUCCCUUCGUCACUCUGCAUCCGACUCCGGGCAAGCCCGCGGCAUCGACGUCGUUGGACUUGCACGUACCGAAAGCGGUGGUCUUCCUGCUGUUGAACGCGCUUACGCAGCUCUUCUGCUCGGCGGGCGUGAACCGGUUGACUACCAAGGUCUCUUCGCUGACCGUGACGCUCGUUCUGGUCGUCCGGAAGGCGGUCUCGCUGCUGCUGAGCGUCGCGCUCUUCAAGCGCAGUGCCCACAUGGACUCAACACAGUGGCUCAUGCUCUGGUCCGGAGCCGCUCUCGUAUUCGCUGGCACGGUAAUCUACGCCGGUUCCUCGAAACCGCGCCCGAAAGUCGAGAAGGAGAAGGCGAAGCAAGAGUAG